Molecule: messenger RNA, 4260 nt
Organism: Gadus morhua (Atlantic cod)
Lineage: Eukaryota; Metazoa; Chordata; Actinopteri; Gadiformes; Gadidae
Product: semaphorin-3D
Biological process (GO): axon guidance; negative chemotaxis; semaphorin-plexin signaling pathway
Cellular component (GO): plasma membrane
Molecular function (GO): chemorepellent activity; semaphorin receptor binding
Source: RefSeq, a predicted model, not a curated record
UCCCCUCCACUGACAGCAGUGGUUGUGUUUAUAACGUGAGGAGGGACGCGACGGGGAUGCUUCAGGUUAUCCACACUUACGACUGUAACACUUUCCAACGACUCAUUGACAUAUCUUCGUCUGCUUUUGGGGAAUGCGUAGGUUAUUAGCAGCGGCCAAGUGACGCAGAGAAGACUAGUGAGUGAUAUGCUCUGACAUCAUCCAAGUGAAUCCAAAACAACAACAAAGAGGAAACCAUCUCUGAUGUCAUCAGCGCUGGGUGCAGAGGGCGGGGCCAUGCAAAGAUGGGUGGGGCUUAUGCUGUGGCUCCUCCCACUCGCAUGGGUGCCGGCUGUGACCGCUGACCUCUAUGCCUCCGAGGUCAAACUGGUGACCCAGAUAGGCCCACGCCUCCAGCUCUCCCACGCAGUGCCCCAGUGAGACGUACGACGCCCUCUACCGGUCGACGCGGGACCUCCCAGACGAGGUGGUGAGCUUCGUGAGGCAGCACCAGCUCAUGUGGGAACCCGUCCUUCCUCUGGGGAACCGGCCCGUGCUCACGCUCUCCAGCGCCCCCUACUGCCUGAGGAAGGUGGUGGUGGACCGCGUGGAGACGGACGAGGGCCCGUUCGACGUGCUGCACCUGGGUACAGACGACGGCCGGCUGCUCAAGGCGGUGUCGGUGAUGAAGGACAGCAGGCACGUGGAGGAGAUCAUUCUGGAAGAACUCACCCUGUUCCAGACGCCCUCUCCCAUCCUCAGUAUGCAGAUGUCGAGCAAGAGGCGCCAGCUGUACGUCUCCAGCACCCAGGGCGUGGUUCAGCUGGGGGUCCACCGCUGCGGGCGCUACGGCCAGGACUGCCCCGCCUGCUGCCUGGCCCGAGACCCCUACUGCUCCUGGGACGGGCAGGCCUGCUCCCGCACCCUCCCCUCCAGCCGCAGGCGAUCCAGGAGGCAGGAUGUGAGGCACGGAGAUCCAUGGAGUCAGUGUCCCCAGUCAGACAACCAGGCGGACUCGGUGGAGACCAAGGUCCUGUACGGGGUGGAGGGGAACUCCACCUUCCUGGAGUGUGUGGCCAAGGCACCGCUGGGCGGUCUCCGCUGGACCGUCCGCAGCACGGACCCCCAGAGCAACAACCCCCAGACCACCCGACCGGCAGAGGGGGACAGACAGCUUCCCAGUGACGACUCCCGCUCCCACACCAUCAAGCGAGGGCUGCUGGUCCAACGCCUGGAGCUCGCCGACGGGGGGUUCUACACCUGCACCGCCCACGAGCACUCGUACAGCCAGGUGCUGGCCCGCUACCAGCUCCACGUCAUCCCCCAGCGCAGCCUGCUGUCCCCGGGGGGCCGGCUCUACCACCUCCCGGUGGCCCUGGGCCCCGUGGCUCCCCGCGGGGGCCCCCACCCCCACCCCCGGGGCAGCUGGCUGGCCCAGGGCUUGGCCCCGCAGGCGGCCUCGCCCCGGGGCUACAAGGACCUGCUGCUGGCCGGCUCCAACAGCCUGAGCCAGGACGAGUACUGCGAGCAGCUGUGGUACCGCGAGAAGCGGCGGCAGCAGAAGCUCCGCGCGCUGAAGCUGAAGCAGGAGAGCAGGAAGGCCCGUGUGAGGAGGAACUACGCCCCCGGUGGGCACCUCUAGGCCACGCCCCGCCAGGCCACGCCCCACCAGGCCACGCCCAUCUAGGCCCCGCCCACCGACGACCAUGGCCACCGCAUGGGGUAAACCGUAGCUAUAUUAGCUCAUUCAAACACAAUUAAGGUUAACUUAGUCUAAACUUAGCCUUCCUUCCACGGCUACAUUUAGCCUACUGUGAGAUAGCCGCAGCUAAGGUUAGCAUACUCCAAGCUAGCACCACCAGGUUAAGGCUAGCCUACUUUUAAAUAACAAAUCCAUGGUUACCGUAGCUAUAUUAGCUAAUUCAAGCACAAUUAAGAUUAACUUUCUGUAAACGUACCCUUCCAUGGCCACUGUGAGAUAGCUGUAGCUAAGACUAGCAUACUCCAAGCUAGCCUACUGUUAAAUAACAUAACAUAAUAACAUUAUCAAUAACAUUGAUGGCUUCCGUAUGCAUAUUAGUUAAUUCAAGCAUAAUUAAGGUUCACUUACUGUAAACGUACCUGUCCAUGGCUAGAUUUUGCCAAUAGCCGUAGCUAAGGUUAGCAUACGCCAAGCUAGCACUACCAGGCUAAGGUUAGCCUACCGUUAAAUAACACAUCCAUGGUUAAGAUUGGCCAACUUUAACCUCACAAUUCCAUUGGUGAGUUAACACUAAGAUACUGUAAUCUCACCCUACCGUAGCUGAGGCUAGCCUACUGCAGUCACAGCCUACUACCGAUACCCCUGAAUGUGAGCUGUUAGUGUCCCCAUCUUUGGAUACACAAGUUAAUUUAUACGCUGAUGAUACACUGUUAUUAAGUUAACUAUCAUCACACAGUCAUGAUAAACACCUUUAGUUUCAUACUCAAUUACAAUAAGUACAUCACUUUGUAACCACUUGCUGUUAUGAUUGUACAUGGAUUAACCUUUAAAGUUUAUUCAAACUCAAAUCGUUGGACAUUGGACUACAUGUUAAACCUCACAGUAAUCUAUAACAACCAGAACAUGAUGCAUUGUGUUCAGGGCUGCACUGUUAAUGUUGGGAUGGUCCAUUGGCUCCGUGACUGACUCUGAGGAGGGCUGGAUCAGACCAACUCCUGUAUUCAGGAUAUUUACCCGUAGUAUUCGGACGAAUGGACUUGUUUCUAUCAAAAAGGGAAGUCUUUUUUUUGUAUGUUUUUUGUUCUGCCGUGGACACGUUUGUUUGAUGUCAUAUCCAUCCUUACAUGUCAUUUUAUUGUCAGUAAUUUAAUUGUGUUCUCAAAAGCUGAAAACGUUAAGUUACCCACUGCCUUUAUGUCAAUGGUUGCUCAGUGAGAUCAUUCACAUAUACUACCGUUUAAAAGUUUGGGGUCACUUGGAAAUGUCCUUUUCUAACAUUAAAUAAGUCAGAAAUGCAGUCUAGACAUUGCUGACCCAUUUCCAGCAAUCAUCCCUCCUGUGUUCUAAUGGUACAUUGUUUAGCUAAUCAUCUUAAAAGGCUAAUUGAUGAUUAGAAAACCCUUGUGCAAUUAUGUUAGCACAGCUGAGAACUGUUCAAUAAAAGUGAGUUUUCAUGGAAAACAUGAAAUUGUCAGGGUGACCCCAAUCUUUUGAACGGUAGUAUACAUAACAUGUAUCAACAUGUAGCCAGAAAUAUGAGUUAUCUAAGAACGACUAUAUAAAGGCUACUUAUAUAAGAAAGGCUUCUGUGGAUACGUAGGCACAUACGUAUCCACAGCACUGAGGAGUUAGAAGCUGUGCCUUUAUAAAACACUCAGAAUACAAAAGCAACACACUUUAUCAUCAUCUAUCUUUGUAUACACAAGAUGCCUUAUAUAAGAGCAAGAAGAACAAGGACAUGCUUCUGUUUUCUAUGUAACAGGAUGUGUUUAACUCUUCACAUGAUGAAGUACACAGUCUGUUGAGCCUCUCUGUCUUUACUCAGAGGUCAGAGAGACCUGCGAGUGAAGACAUGCUAGUCACCGUUCACUAGUAAAACCGGUCUUGAAGCUGGGACAGAGCUAGUGAGAGAUGCGAUUGGAUCGUUCAGAAUUUGAUUGACUAAUGAGAGGACUUGCUUACUGUCACAGUAGAUUAGUAUCCAUCUGUGUUAUCAUUGGUUGAAUUUUCUGUUCCCUGCCACUCUGAAUCAAACUCUGCCUUCUAUCAACAUAAUGACAUCUUGAUCUAAGUUAAGUCAAACAAACCGCAUGCUUUGUAGAAGAGAGUGAGGGAAGAGAGAGUGUUUUUGCAUCAUGUUGUAUUUUAAACCAGUGGUUUUGGGCUCAAACAUAAAUGAUGUGCGACACAGGCCUGCAAGACUCCAGCCUGAACAAGGUCCGAGCACAAGUGCACACAGAACAAAAACCUUUUGCUUGACAAUGCAUCAUGUAUAGCUUAUUAACAUGUACUGUAUUACUUAUAACGGAUAGUCACGUUAGUGUAUAUUAAAGAACUCUAUUUUUGAUAGGUUUUCCUUUCCAUAAUUGUUGCUAGUGUAACUAUGUUGUGUGAAAUAGCAUUUUGGAUGUCUUGAUAUAAACUUGAGUACUUAUAUCUGUUUUGAAACAUAUUGACACUAGCUUGUUAUUUAACGACGCAACAAUCUCAUAGUUUGUGUGAAGUUCUGGUUAUCACGGUAUUGGUGAGUCGGCGGUAUAAUCUACAACUUAAAUAAAAAGAAGAAAGAAUAAAAAGAA